Messenger RNA from Selaginella moellendorffii, 321 nucleotides. RefSeq names its product predicted GPI-anchored protein 37. The record is from RefSeq and is a predicted model, not a curated record. The transcript has a single exon. The coding region runs from base 1 to 321 and encodes 106 amino acids. Lineage: Eukaryota; Viridiplantae; Streptophyta; Lycopodiopsida; Selaginellales; Selaginellaceae.
AUGGAGAUCAGGAAGUUAAUGGUGGUGGUGAUGGUGGCGCUACUGUUGCUCGCAGUAGAGCUAAAGGGAGUGGAAGAAGUGGGCGGGGAAAGAAGAGAUCUUCGAAGCGGCGGAGGUGGAUCAAGAGGUGGAGGAUCCAGAGGAAGCGGUGGAUCGAAAGGAGGAGAAUCAAAAGGAGGAUCGAGAGGAGGAAGGAUUCCAAGGAGCCCAGUAAUCGUAGCUGGUGGAUCUCAUCGCCACAGUGACUCUUCUCGGUGCUCCGCCAGCGCCACUGCCACCGCCGCCACCGCCGCCAUCGCCGCCGCUUUGGCUUUCCUGUAA